Messenger RNA from Cyclospora cayetanensis, 2121 nucleotides. RefSeq names its product AF4/FMR2 family member 4. Gene Ontology annotation, biological process: mRNA splicing, via spliceosome. The record is from RefSeq and is a predicted model, not a curated record. NCBI's taxonomy places the organism in Eukaryota, Apicomplexa, Conoidasida, Eucoccidiorida, Eimeriidae. Gene Ontology annotation, cellular component: precatalytic spliceosome; nucleus. Gene Ontology annotation, molecular function: zinc ion binding; RNA binding. The transcript has 6 exons.
AUGACGGAGCGGUGGGUGUCUCAGAAGAAGCAUUACUGCCAAAUCUGCAACACGUGGCUCAGUGGCCAUGUCAUGAACGUGAAGAAGCAUGAGCAGUCCACGCGUCACCUGGAGAAUGCACGCCAACAGCUGUCCGUAGCUCACCAACGCCACAGGGAAAAGGAGCAACAGGAGCGACUGCUGCAGAAGGAACUGCAGCAGAUGGAAGCUGCCGCUGCUGCGGCGAUGCAUGACGAUGAGACGCGUAUAUUUGCAUCCCGGGGGUGGCCAUACCCAGCUGCAGCCCCCAUGCCUCCAGGGGGGCCCUCUGCGUAUGACGUGUUGCGCAUGCAAAAGGAGGAAAAGGCUAGAAUCCAGCAGUUUCACCAAGAACGGAGGGGGGGAGGCUGUAAGACUGUAGCAAGCAUAGGGGCGCUUGGGGUCCGUCAAGACGCCGUGCAGUUUCCGUGUGUGCGGCAGCCAGCGUGCUCUGAACCCUAGUCGGAGUCUGUUCCUGCCGCUAGCAGCACCAGCAGCAGUGACAGCAGCAGCACCAUGUGGGAGUUCGUGGCGGAUCAGGGGCUCCCCUUCUUUCGCCACAAGACAACUGGAGAGGUCUCCUGGACGCCUCCCCCGGGGGUCGGCUAUGCUGCAGCAACAGCAGCAGCCUCUGCUGCUGCUGCUGCUGUACCUGCUGUUGCCGCUGCAGGGAGUGCAGCCACCCCUGCCACGUCACGGCCGGUGCUGCGUGUUUUGUCUGUAAAGAAGCCUGUGAAGAAAGAGCAACAGGACCCCCUCGAAGCCACGGUGCAUGCGAGGCCCCUUGAAGCCACGACGCAUGCGAAGCCCCUUGAAGCCACGGUGCAUGCGAGGCCCCUUGAAGCCACGGUGCAUGCGAGGCCCCUCGAAGCCACGACGCAUGCGAAGCCCCUCGAAGCCACGACGCAUGCGAAGCCCCUCGAAGCCACGACGCAUGCGAAGCCCCUCGAAGCCACGACGCAUGCUUUUGUGCCUCCACCCUCGUCUGCAACACCAUCACCUGCUCCUCGAGUGCCCGUGAAGACAACAGCGGCGCCUCAAGAUGCUCCUCCGCGUGCCACGCCAGCGGCUGUUUCUGCCGAAAGGGCCUCACCCCUACCCGCUGCCGCCUCUCGCAGUAGCACCCAUGCUACUAGCCAGCCGGAUUUUAUCCCCUGCAACACAAGCAGCAGCAUCCCCACAGGCUAUGUCUUCAAACGCGGGCCCAGAAGCCUCAGCCUCUACAAGGACGAGCCUCCGCAACAGCCCCAAGAACAGAUGCGGAGGAGGCCUUAUGGAGGCUGCGGUGAACAGCUGCAUGGAGAAGAUCUGCAACAGCAGCUGCAGCGUGCACUCCCUCUGAAGCGUCCUCGUGAGGAGGCUGAGCAGCCUUCACCAGCAACGGAUGCAGCUGCUGCCAUUGCCGCGGCUGCAGCCGAGGCAGCGGCUGCAGCCGCAAGUCUGUGGAGCAGCGGGGAGGCCGCAAGAGGAGCUGUCGGAAGAGGGGAGAGUGCGCAAAGCACCGCUGAAGAGCAUGCGAACGCAGAAACUGCGGGAGAAGCGACUGCCGGAGUCUCUGCCGGGGAUUCCCAGGAGGCCUCCCCCCAGCAAGGGCCAGUAGUGGAGGAGAGCCUCGACGCAGCAGCAGGAACGCAUCGUGCCUCGGAAAGCGAAGAAGCAAGCGCUGACACGGCUUCGGAGGAAGGUGAAGACACCUCGGAAGCCGCUGUGCCACGCCGCGUCGUGCCUGCCACGGAAGGCCCCAUGAUAGGCCCCUGGGUAGAGGCGAAGGAAGACGGCUGGGAAGCAAUUGCACGCAGGCAACAGCAACAGCAGCGACAGCAGGAGCUGCUGCUCCGGCAGCAAGAGGCCACGGAGGAAGAUACGGAGGAGCAACAACAGCUGGAUGCAGGCAUUGCGCAACUCCGACGGCUUCGCGCCCAAGUGAAGCACAGAGGCAUACAUCACGACUUCGCGUGGCGCAAAGAUGAAGAAGCAAAAUAUCCAGAAUGUAGCAGCACCGGUGACAGCGAAGAGGGCAUCUUGCUUUGGGGCGUUCAGAUUCGGAGCCGUCAGCGGCCUGCAGCGUCUCGGCGUCAAACGCAAGAAGUGCAAGAUGCCUAA